GCGCGUACGCUGAGUGGUACUGACUAGCCAGGAAGCCAUGGCGUGGGUACCAGUGGAGUCUGCAGUGGAAGAGCUGAUGCCCCGGCUCUUGCCUGUGGAGCCCUGCGACGUGUCAGAAGGUUUCGAUCCCUCUGUACUCCCGAGGACGCCUCAGGAAUACCUGAGGCGGGUCCAGAUUGAAGCGGCUUUAUGUCCAGAUGUUGUGGUAGCUCAGAUUGAUCCAAAGAAGUUGAAAAGAAGGCAAACUGUAAAUGUUUCUCUUUCAGGAUGCCAGCCUGCUCCUGAAGGAUAUUCCCCAACACUACAAUGGCAACAGCAACAAGUGGCACGGUUUUCAGCUGUUCGACAGAGUGUGAACAAACAUAGAAGCCACUGGAAAUCACAACAGUUGGAUAGUAAUGUGACCAUGCCAAAAUCUGAGGAUGAAGAAGGCUGGAAAAAAUUUUGUCUGGGUGAACGAUUAUGUGCUGAAGGGGCUGCUGGACCAGCUACAAAUGAAAAUCCAGGAAUCGAUUAUGUACAAAUUGGUUUCCCUCCCUUGCUUAGUAUUGUUAGCAGAAUGAAUCAGGCAACAGUAACUAGUGUCUUGGAGUACCUGAGUAAUUGGUUUGGAGAAAGAGACUUUACUCCAGAGUUGGGAAGAUGGCUUUAUGCUUUGUUGGCUUGUCUUGAAAAACCCUUAUUACCUGAGGCUCAUUCACUGAUCCGGCAGCUUGCAAGAAGGUGCUCUGAAGUGAGACUCUUAGUGGACAGCAAAGAUGAUGAGCAAAUUCCUGCUUUAAAUUUAUUAAUCUGUUUGGUUAGCAGGUAUUUUGACCAACGUGAUUUAGCUGAUGAUCCAUCUUGAUGUAGCUGCUAUUUCAGGAAUAGAAGAUUUUUGUGAUAAAGACAGCCUAAGUUUGAGGAAUGCAAUGCAAAUUCAAGCACAAGCCUCUCAUCUUCAACACUAUGUGAAGGGCCCUCAUCUUAACCUGUGCAGCUCAAGUUGAUAUUCAGAAAAUGCAAUGUAUUGUUUUGAAAGUCCGAAAUAUCUAUGAAAAAUCCCGCCCAGUUUUUGAUUAUCACUUUGAAUAGUUUUCUGCAAUCACAUGCUUUUAAAACUUAGUGCCAGUUAUUGGUGAAGCAGCCUACACAGAAAUUGUAUGAUGAAAUUUUACAUUAUUUUGUUUACUGUUUCAUUAUCUUUAUACCUAAUACAUAUAAAACUUUAUUGAAAACUUGUUUUGGUUACUAAAAUUUUGCUUGACUCUUAAAACAAAAGACAAUGGAUAAAUGCCCUUAGUAUUAGAAGUAAAAUAAUGUAGAUUAAGUGACAAAUAUGUUCAUAGUCUAAAAUCAACAAAAUUAAGUUGUAAUCCUUUCCAUCCUUUAUGGGAGGUGGAAAAGGGAAAGGGGGUUGGGAAUAAUAAUAAUCAGGCAACCAAUAGCUUUUCCACACGUUAUAAUUGAAGCAGAUUUUAUGUUUUGUUUUUUUCUCUUGUUACAUCUUCAUAAAAUGCAUUUUUAAAAGGCAA
Molecule: messenger RNA, 1514 nt
Organism: Choloepus didactylus (southern two-toed sloth)
Lineage: Eukaryota; Metazoa; Chordata; Mammalia; Pilosa; Megalonychidae
Gene: GEMIN2
Product: gem nuclear organelle associated protein 2
Exons: 10
Coding region: 38-847 (269 amino acids)
Biological process (GO): spliceosomal complex assembly; spliceosomal snRNP assembly
Cellular component (GO): spliceosomal complex; nucleus; SMN complex
Source: RefSeq, a predicted model, not a curated record